GGAUUAAUUUUAGAUGAGUUCAAUCUUUCCCUUCUUUCUCAAUAUGCACAAGAGAUUCUUCCUCCAUCAGCUUAUUCUUUUCUGCCAUGAAACCUGAAACUUCUGCCUUGUUUCGAUAAAGAUUGAUUGAAGUUAUAAAUAUAUCACUUGAAGAUCUCUUACCCUUUCUUCUCCAUUAAAACAUCUUUCCAUCUGCUCAGUUCAAGCUUCAUUUUAAGGGUUAAUUCCAUCACUAAGACAUGAGAUGAGAUGAUUUCAAGUUCAAGAGAAGCGGAUUUUGAAGCCAAAGAAGGCGAUAAGGGUACGAGUAACAAAGGAAAGAUAGUUAAAACUUCGUCUGUAUCGAGUUCAUGGCCAAAACUAAAGGAUCCGAGAAUCGUUCGUGUUUGUCGUGCUUUUGGUGGUAAAGAUAGACAUAGCAAAGUUACAACCGUGAGAGGAUUGCGUGACAGAAGAGUAAGGCUUUCUGUUCCGACAGCGAUCCAACUAUACGAUCUACAAGAAAGACUAGGGUUUAAUCAACCUAGCAAGGUAGUAGAUUGGUUACUCAAUGAAGCCAAGCAUGAAAUCGACGAACUCCCUCCACUUCAAUUUCCACCCGGAAGCUUGGGCCAAAACUUUUAUCAAUUAAUGGAAAGUUCUACUAAUCAUGAAUUGAACAAAGAUCACGGUGGUUUAGAUUGGAGCGAAGAUCAAGUGGGAGUACUUCCUCAAUGGUAUGGGAAAUGUAAGGAUGAUGAUCAUAAAGACGGAGAAUUAUUAGGAACAACAUCAAAACGCGAUGAGCUUGAUCAAGAUCGAAGGGCGGGGAGCGGUUACAUUGGAUCAUCUUCGGAUCAUUCACAUAUGUCGGGUUUGGUAAAUAAUUCAUCACAAAGUGAUUCUCAUCGAUGGAAUCCUUCUUCAAACUUUUCGCUAGCUCAUAUGGGUAGUAGUCAUGGAUUUACAAGUCAUCAAGUGGAAGAUCUUCAUAACAUGAACUUCUUAUCGAAUACUUCACUAGCUCUUCCAUCGGGUAGGAGUGGGUCCACGACGCAAUCUUACUUCCCGGUUGUGGCUAAUUCUACUUCGGAUGAGUUUGAUCCGAAACAAGCAAAUAACUUCAAUAUGUUGAGUUCCAAUUCACAAAGUCUUUACUCAAUAAGCCAAAUGCCACCCAUUAUGAGACCUUUCCAUUUGAGCAUGAAUAUGUCCCCUAAACUCUUUCUUCCCCAGGACAACAAUAUUGGAGAUCAAUCAAACAAUGGAGAAGAUCACUUACCCACAAAAAGAUAAAUAUGAAAUAGCUCAUUAUUAUAUAGAUUUGAUUUGAGGCUUUGGUGUUAGAUUAAUUAAUUAUUAGUUAGUGUGAUUGAAUUAAAUAGUAAUGAUAUCAUAUCAUGAUGCUUUGAACCUGUGUUCACUGCAGAUGCACUUUCUUGUCUUUCAAUUCCUUCUUUAUUGGUCUUGUUCUCACAGUUCAUUAGAUUCCUCCAUACUUGUCCUAAUUAUGAAGCUAGCUAGCUUCAUGAAGAACUGCAAACACUUUGAUUUAAGAAGUACUUUUCAAUUUGUUUUU
Messenger RNA from Impatiens glandulifera, 1558 nucleotides. Its product is annotated as transcription factor TCP17. The coding region runs from base 250 to 1275 and encodes 341 amino acids. The transcript has 2 exons. Lineage: Eukaryota; Viridiplantae; Streptophyta; Magnoliopsida; Ericales; Balsaminaceae. The record is from RefSeq and is a predicted model, not a curated record. Gene Ontology annotation, cellular component: nucleus. Gene Ontology annotation, molecular function: DNA-binding transcription factor activity; sequence-specific DNA binding.